This is a messenger RNA of Achroia grisella, 2916 nucleotides long. RefSeq lists its product as uncharacterized. The record is from RefSeq and is a predicted model, not a curated record. Bases 1 to 2916 code for a protein of 971 amino acids. The transcript is spliced from 2 exons. Gene Ontology annotation, biological process: DNA integration. Lineage: Eukaryota; Metazoa; Arthropoda; Insecta; Lepidoptera; Pyralidae. Gene Ontology annotation, molecular function: zinc ion binding; nucleic acid binding.
AUGGCGUCGAACAUUUUAUUCAAAUCAUUUCAAGAAGGAGAUGAUAUUAACUGCUUCUUGGAAAGAAUGGAGCAACACUUCACGGCAAACGACAUUGACAAGGUAAAACAAUUACCUACAUUACUUAUAUCGUUACAUCAAGAUGUGUAUAAAAUUUUGAAAAGCAUGGUGCAUCCAUCUUUGCCAAAGGAAAAAAGUUAUAAAGAAAUCGAGGAAGCGUUAAAGUUAAGAUUCCAACCAAGAGUGUCACAUUUUCGAAAAAGAAUAAGAUUCUACAGCUUACGGCAAGCGGAAGGAGAAUCAGCAUCAAAAUGGUUUACAAGAGUAAAGGAAGCUGCAACGGAAUGCAACUUUGAAAAGAAUAUUGAAGAAAAUGUAAAGGAUAAAUUCGUUACGGGGCUGAGACCAGGACCCAUACAAGACAGGUUAUGUGAGGAGACAAUAACAAGAAAUAUCAAGGAAUUAUUGGAUAUAGCCUUAAACAAAGAGUCAGCUUAUCAAGAAAAUAAGGAGUUGGUAAUUGUUAAUAAAAUUUCUAGUAAAUCCAAUAAGAAACAAGAUUGUUCACAGGUAUAUAAUAAACAAAAGAGCGACAGGAAAGCUCAGGAUAUUUUAAAAUGUAUACAUUGUGGAAAACCUAACCAUUCAUUUGCUAAAUGUAAGUACAAAACCUAUAAAUGUAAAAUUUGUAAUAAAAUUGGGCAUCUAGCUAUAGUAUGUAAAAAUAAGCCCACAAAUAGUAUAGACAUUAGGGAAGAACAAGUAGAUAUGUUUAUGAUGGUACCAAUAACAGAUGUUAAUCAUAUUUCUCCAUUUAUGGUAAAGUGUUAUGUAAAUUCAAUCCCUUUAAACAUGGAAUUGGAUACAGGUGCAGCCGUUUCCUGUAUACCAAAAAGAAUUUAUAGUGAGAAAUUUAGUAAUGUUAAAUUAGAAGGAACUCCAUUAGUAUUGAAAACUUAUAGUGGUGAAAUAGUAAAGCCUGUUGGUAAAAUUUCAGUUGCAUUGCAAGUCAAUGAAAGAAAAUGUAAUUGUUCUUUGUUAGUGGUAGAAAAUGGGUGUAGAAAUCUUUUUGGUCGGGAUUUAAUGAAUAUAUUAAACAUAAAUUUGAAAGAGUUAACAGAUUUGAAUUCAAUAGAUUCACUAAAUUUAGAAAAUAUUUUGCAGGAAUAUUCAGAUGUUUUUAAAAAUGAGCUGGGUGUUAUUAAAGGUGAAAAGAUUCAUUUAGAAUUAAAAGAGAAUACAGAACCUAUUUUUAUGAAGCCUAGACCCAUUCCUUUUUCUUUUAAAGAUAAAGUAGAGCAUGAGUUAACAAAGUUAGAGAACGAAGGAGUUAUUACCAAGGUGGAUAAUUCAGAUUGGGGAACAUCUUUAGUACCGGUUAUUAAGGAGAAUGGUCAAUUAAGAUUAUGUGCUAAUUAUAAAGUGACUGUUAACAAAUAUUUAAAAGAUGUAAAUCACCCAAUACCUAGAAUUGAAGAAAUAUUUACAGCUCUGCAGGGAGGUCAGAAUUAUAGUAGAUUAGAUCUUCGAAAUGCUUUUAAUCAUUUAAUAUUAGAUGAAGCUACAGGAAAACUGUUAGCUUGGUCUACAUCAAAAGGUAUUUAUAAAUUAAAUAGAUUACCGUAUGGUACUAAGCCAGCUAGUGCUAUAUUUCAAUCAAAACUUGAGAAAAUUUUGCUAGGAGCUAAAGGGGUAGUCAAUUUUAUUGAUGAUGUAGUGGUUACGGGUGUCAAUGACCUUGAGCAUCUUCAGAAUUUAAGAGAGGUUUUAAAACGUUUUAAGGAUGCAGGCAUAAGACUUAACAAAAACAAAUGUAUAUUUUUUCAAAAGGAGAUAAGGAAUAAGCCCUUAAGAUUAGCAUGUGACGCAUCAAAUAAUGGUAUAGGUGCUGUAUUAAGUCACAUUAUGUCAGAUGGUUCAGAGAGACCUAUUACUUUUAUAUCUAGAGUGUAUACAAAAGCAGAGAGAGGAUACUCAAUGAUACAUAAAGAAGCAUUAGCUUUAUAUUGGGCAGUCAGUAAGUUGUAUCAGUAUUUGAUAGGAACUAAGUUUGAGUUAUUGUCAGACCAUAAGCCUUUAAAAGCUUUAUUUGGUGAGCACAAAAGUUUGCCACAAAUGGCAGCAGGUAGAUUACAAAGGUGGUCAUUAUUUUUGUCUGGGUUUGAUUAUACAUUAAAUCACAUUAAAGGUACAGAAAAUGUAAAUGCAGACUGUAUGUCUAGAUUACCAUUACCUGUCACAGAUAACAUGUAUUAUAAAGAAUAUGAUUAUAUUAAUUUUGUAGAAGAUCAAAAUGUAAUUGAUGUUAAUAGAAUAAGAUCUGAAACGCGAAGGGAUCCUAUUCUUAGUUCGGUAUUUAAUAUGAUAAGAUAUGGUUUUUCAAAUAAUGUAAGUGAUGUUUUCAAGCCAUUUUUACAGAGGAAAGACGAGUUAUAUAUUGAAAAAGGAGUAAUCAUGUGGGGUUAUAGAGUUAUAAUUCCAAAAAAAUUACAGAAUUUGUUAUUAAAAGAGUUACAUUCGACACAUGAAGGUAUUGUAAGGAUGAAAUCUAAUGCUAGGUCAUAUUUUUGGUGGCCAAAAGUGGACCAGAUGAUUGAAAGUUAUGUAAAAAAUUGUAACAUAUGUAUGUCGAUGCGUCCAGAACCACCAAAAUCUAAUAUUAUUUCAUGGCCAAAAACAAAUAGUCCAUAUGAGAGAGUACAUGCAGACUUUUUAGGUCCAUUUAAAGGUAGAAACAUUUUACUAAUUGUUGAUACAUAUUCAAAGUGGCCAGAGGCAUUUAUUAUGGAAAGUACUGAUUCUAAAUAUACAAUAGAAAAGUUUAGAGAAUGUUUUGCACGGUACGGUUUACCAAAAAUUUUAGUUACUGAUAAUGCAAGUGUAUUUGUAUCAAGAGAUUUUUCUGAAUUUUUAUAG